Messenger RNA from Suncus etruscus (white-toothed pygmy shrew), 1125 nucleotides. Its product is annotated as melanoma-associated antigen B16-like. NCBI's taxonomy places the organism in Eukaryota, Metazoa, Chordata, Mammalia, Eulipotyphla, Soricidae. Bases 1 to 1125 code for a protein of 374 amino acids. Gene Ontology annotation, biological process: negative regulation of transcription by RNA polymerase II. The record is from RefSeq and is a predicted model, not a curated record. The transcript has 2 exons. Gene Ontology annotation, cellular component: nucleus.
AUGGUAGAAGAUUCCAGGCUGGGCUACCGUUUGCCACGCCCCUCCACUUCCUGUGGCUUGUGGGCGGUGCUUGGUCACAAACUCCUUACCGAGGAAGGAGGAAGGGUUACUGGUUUUGCAGGUGGCGUAGGCUUCAGAAGAAGGUCAAAUCGUCAAAGAUUUCAGGCCCUCAGUAAGGCUGAGGAUUCAGAGCUUGAAAAUCUCUCUAACCUUCGGGAGAAGUAUCUCUCUAACCUUUUCGAGAAGUCUUCUCUCAGCCACAAUCCUGUGAUGCCUGAAAAGAAGGAGGAAGCUGCUGGUGCUGGUCCAUCCAGCACUUCUGAGUGUGCUCAGAGCCUCUGCAGCUCUGCUGCUUCUGGCAUAACCACCACACCAAGUGGGCAAGAUGAAGGCUCCGAGAGUCAAGAAAUGUCUAACAAUCCAAGUGGUUCUCAGGCUGGGGCAGAAGCUACAAAUGUUCCGGUGGGUGAUACCGAUCCUAAAGUGGGUUCUCUGGUGAAUUUCAUGAUUACGAAGUAUCUGCUAAAAGAGCUCCUAACUAGGGAAGAUAUGCUGAAGCUUAUCAUCAAGGAACGUGAAGAGCACUACACUGAGAUCUUCCUCAAGGCCUGUCAGUGUGUGGAGUUAGUCUUUGGCCUUGGUGUGAAAGAAGUAGAUCCUGAUGACCACUGCUAUGUUCUUCUCCCCAAAGUGGGCCUCACCUAUGAUGGGCUGAGGAGCGGUGCAGAGGGUGUUCCCAAAACCGGUGUCCUCAUUCUUGUCCUUGGGGUGAUUUUCAUCAAGGGCAACUGUGCCACUGAAGAAGAAGUCUGGGAAGUGCUCGAUAUGUUAGGAACACAUUCCACUGAGGAUAGUUUCGUCUUUGGAGAUAUCAGGAAGCUUGUUACUCAAGAUUUUGUGAGAGAAAAAUACCUUGUACAUCGGCAAGUAACUGAUAGUGAUCCUGAGCAAUUUCAAUUUUUUUGGGGCCCAAGAGCUCAUGCUGAAACCAGCAAGAUGAAAGUGCUGGAAUUUAUGGCCAAGGUUAUUGACACCGACCCAAGUUCUUUUGAAUCUCAAUAUGAGGAAGCUUUGCAGGAUGAAGCAAAGAAAGCUAAAAGCAAGAGUGGAGCCUGUGCUGACUAG